GUUCUUCCGCCGUUCCGCCACUUUUACCGCUCCUGUUGUUCUUUCCGUACGCUUUUGGCUUACGACAGUUUGCACACACACGUAAUACUUUUCAACACAAGUUUGCCGGUUCCGCUCGGCAGUUGCCACCACUGCCUGCCGCGAGCUUCCGACUCGGAGUUCCGUACGACGCAUGCGCACCCUCGUCUCGGUGUCCCGACCAGCCCACACCGACACCGCUUAGUCGCAGGUCGCUCCGUUUACUCGUGUCCGUCCGGAGGGCACUUUCGAAUUUUCGAUUAACCGUCGCUCACGUCCGUUCCACGUGUCUGCGAAUUUUGCGUUUGCAUUUUGCGCAAACGUUGUUUUCAUUAGAUCUUACACGCAAUACUCAGUAUAGAUUUUCCAAAUGGAACCCAUAAGACCUUCAAGGGGAAAAGCCCGUGGACGUCCUCAAUUUCCAACCAAUCAACCAGGUGUACCAGGUUUAUCAAAUUUACCUCCUCAAGGAAUAAGAGGACCUCGGCCAUCCAUGUCACAGCCAAUACCUCCUUCACAGCCAAUACCUCCUUCACAGCCAAUACCUCCUUCACAGCCAAUACCUUCUUCACAGCCACCAGUUACGAGUACAAUGCCACGUCCACCUCGUCCAAUGCCACCACGACCUACUGGCGCAUCCCAGCAAAGAGCUCCUAGACCACUAGGUCCAAGACCUCGGAUGCCUGGUGAUAAUAAACCAAGACCUGGGAUAUCUGGUGAUAAUAUAUCAAGGCCUGGAAUGUCUGGUGAUAAUAUAUCAAGGCCUGGAAUGUCUGGUGAUAAUAUUGCCCUUAAACAACAAGACCCUAUGGCAGGAGUACAACAAGUUACGGAAGGUCUUAAAAAUUUGGGUGCAGGAGAUGGACUAGUUCCGUUAGGGCGCGGAGCAGUACGAGGGCGAAGGCAGAUUGAUCUUGAACAUUUUAGGACACCAAGACCUCAAUCUUCAUUAGGCGAUAUUGGAAAACGAGGAACUUCUGGACAGCCAGUAAAACUGUUGGCAAAUUACUUUCCUAUCACUUCAUAUACAAAUUGGUGUUUGUACCAAUAUCGAGUUGAUUUCAAUCCCGAAGAAGAUAGAAUUAGUACUAAAAGAGGACUAUUAGCUCAGCACCGAGAACGUUUGGGAGGAUAUUUAUUUGACGGAACAAUGUUAUUUUCUGGAAGCCGAUUUGACCCACCUACUUUUGAACUUACAUCUACACGUCGACAGGAUGAUCAAAUUGUAAUCAUAACAGUGAAGUUCACAAAUAUUAUAGAAACCGGUGAUUAUGCUAACAUUCAAGUUUUCAACUUACUCUUGCGUAAUUGUCUUCGACAUCUUAAACUGACGUUGAUUGGAAGAAACUUUUAUGAUCCUGAUGCUAAAAUUGAUAUGGCUCAACAUAAGCUACAACUUUGGCCAGGUUAUGAAACAACAAUUGGCAGGUAUGAAGAUAACAUUUUACUGUGCGCUGAAAUAUCUACAAAAGUCAUGCGUCAAGAGACUGUAUUGGACUUUUUAAAUCAGUGUGCUAGUGAUAGGAACCGUAACAAAGAUUGGAUGAUUAACUUCAAAAGUAGUGUCGUUGGUACCACAGUUAUGACAAAAUACAAUAAUGAAACGUACAGAAUUGAUGACAUAGAUGAAAAUUCUGACCCUAAUUCUGAAUUUAGUAAAAAAGAUGGGUCCAAAAUGACUUACAUACAAUAUUACAAAGAAAAAUGGAACAUAACUAUUCGAGGUGGCAGACAACCUAUGUUGAUUUCAAAAAAUAAAAAAUCUGUUAGACGAUUUGGAGUUGAAGAUACGUUGGUUUACCUUGUUCCAGAGCUAUGCAUUAUGACUGGUAUAACGGAUGCCAUGAGAAAUAAUUUCACACUUAUGAAAGAUAUGGCUAUACAUACCCGUGUGAAUCCUAAAGAACGCAUGGAUAGAUUAACAAAUUUUGCAAAUCGACUUCUUUCAACUCCUGACUCUGUUACCGAAUUGAAAAGAUGGAAUCUGACAUUAAGUAAUAAGUUGGUUGAACUCACUGGUCGUACAUUACAACCAGAGCCAAUUCAAAGUCGUUCCAAGGGUUAUAAUGGAGGUGAAGAAGCUGAUUGGACAAAGCAUUUACGCUCUUUACCAAUGUUUACCUCUGCCACUGUGAAGCAUUGGAGCAUUCUAGCUCCUAAAGACUGUUGUCGAGAAGUAGAAUCAUUUGCUCAAACUCUUGCCAAAGCAGCACAAGGAAUGACAUUUUUACUACCCAAGCCUGCCAUAAUUCCUAUGGUUGAUGGGAGAUCCAAUACGUUUUUGAACGAUUUGGAAAAAGUAAUUAAUGAAUCAAAUCCGUCAUUGAUUUUAUGUGUCAUUCCAUCAGCACGUGGUGAUAUUUAUAGUAUGAUCAAAAGGAAACUAUGUAUUGAUAGAGCAGUUCCUUCCCAAGUCGUACUGUUGAAAAAUGUGCAGAAGAAUAAUUUGUCUGUUUGUACAAAAAUUGCUAUACAAUUAAAUUGUAAACUUGGUGGUGCCCCUUGGUUAGUUACCAUUCCCAAAAAGGGGAUGAUGAUAGUUGGUUUUGAUGUAUGUCAUGAUAGUCAGCGCAAAAAUAUAUCAUUUGGAGCUUUAGUAUCAACUAUGAAUGAUGCUCAUACAAGUUACUACAGUUGUGUGGAACCUCAUGAAAGCGGAGAGGAACUUUCUGUUCAUUUUGCCACAGGCAUAAGCAAGGCGUUGGCUAAGUAUAGAACUAAAAAUGGUGCAUUACCUACUUCCAUAAUUGUUUAUAGAGAUGGAGUUGGAGAAGGCCAGAUUUCUCAUGUUCAUAAAACAGAAGUUAGACUUUUGCAGACUGCCUGUGAACAAUUUUAUGGUGCAAGUUCUGUCCCAUUAGCGUUUGUUAUUGUCACAAAACGGAUUAGUGCAAGAUUUUUUGCUCCUAGUAAUAGAGGCCCUGAAAAUCCUCGACCCGGAACUGUAAUUGAUAGUGUUGUUACAGACCCAACUAAGUAUGAUUUCUUUUUGGUUUCACAACAUGUAAGACAGGGAACGGUAACUCCUACACAUUAUCAAGUGAUUGAAGAUACCCUUAGACUUCCUCCUGAUAUAAUGCAGAGACUUACAUUCAAGUUGACUCAUAUGUACUACAAUUGGUCGGGUACAGUUCGGGUUCCUGCUCCAUGUCAGCUGGCCCACAAGUUGGCAUUUCUCACUGGGCAGAGUCUUAGGCGUUCGCCCAACGUUGGACUGGAUGAGCUGCUAUACUUCCUUUAAUAUAUUUUUUUUUAUAAUGUGUCAUUCAACUUUGAUUGAUAUGUGUAAUAAUAAUUUAUUUUAUGAAGAAGUUUUUUAAUUUAAUUUUGUUUAACUUCUAAAAGUGUUAUGAAAGAAUACUUUUUUAUUUUUAAGUAAGUUACUUAUUUUUUUUAUUAUUCUAUAAUUUUUAACUGUUUUUGG
This is a messenger RNA of Myzus persicae (green peach aphid), 3442 nucleotides long. RefSeq names its product piwi-like protein Siwi. Bases 389 to 3259 code for a protein of 956 amino acids. Gene Ontology annotation, molecular function: piRNA binding; protein binding. Gene Ontology annotation, cellular component: P granule. NCBI's taxonomy places the organism in Eukaryota, Metazoa, Arthropoda, Insecta, Hemiptera, Aphididae. The transcript has 18 exons. The record is from RefSeq and is a predicted model, not a curated record. Gene Ontology annotation, biological process: regulatory ncRNA-mediated gene silencing.